UAAGACGUACUAUUAAAAAAUUAAUAACUUAGUUGCAUGAGAGACGCAUUAUUAUGCUAUUAUGCUAGUCUGUGUACGUGUUAGCUGAAUGAUAAGUCGAGUCAAAUGACCUGAAGUACCGCGAUUUUUCUUUCACCAUAUAGGGUAAAUUCAGCUAAGAUGGCCAUAUGAAAAAGAUAGCCAUAAUUUAGAUAGCAAUAAUUAAGAUAGGUUGUAAUUUCUCCAAUAAUUGCUAAACAGUGCGUAGUUAUUCUCAAGAUAAUUGAUAUUUAUAGUAGUUUAUGUGCAUACGCUAAUCGAAAUAAUAUUAUUGUGAAUAUUAUAUCAUGGCUAUCUUACCCGAGUACAUUCUUCUUAUCUGAAUUAAAAAUACACGUUCGAUUCAGAUAUAUUCUUACGUUGAUGAUUUACUAUAUCGAGAGAUUCACGUUUUCCUUCCAAGGAUUUAGAUCAAGGAGCUCCGGGCUCUUACUUUGAUAACGAACUUUGUUUAUGCGAUACGAGCGAGUUGCAUUUCAGAUUUUACGCAUUACGUAAUUUCUUAACAUUUUACAAUUAUUUUAUAUAAUUCACCUAAUAAAUAAAAUAAGAAUCUGGUGCCAAUAAUUGCUAAUAAGGAAAUAUUGUUAAGGGGUCUCUGAGAAAAUGAUGAAUAAUUAAUGAGCAUCUCGCCAGAUAUGAUUUACAACUCGCGUUGCAGACACUCGAUCGAGGAACGACAUUGAAGAGAUAAUCUUCAUACGGAUAGUACUUACAUCUGUUGCUAAUAAUGAUAAGAAAGUGUUGCUCCUGUUCGUGCCUUUCCGGCUUCAGGGCCGUGUUCAGGCCCCAACAAAUCGGACCUGAAUACAAGCCGGAUUGUAUGAAACCAGAAUGCAUGCCACGGCCGCCUCCGACUACUAAACCUGGGGAAGACUUUGGCGUGCCGGUAUUGACGAUUUACUAUGUGGACCCUUGCAUUGAAGAGAACGGCGAGAAACAUCGGACGUACAGAUACGAACUAAUGACACGGCAGGCUGACAGAGCGAGACUGGUUGUCAGACGUGGUCAGGAGUUCUAUUUGCACCUCGGUUUGUCACGAAACUAUGAUCCUGCCAUCGAUGGAGUCUCUAUCGUUUUCACCCUGGACGGUAUCGAAAAGCCGCAAUACGGACAUGGUACUCUGGUUGCAACAGCUCUGCUCAAUCCUGGCGAGAUCUCAGAGGCUGACUGGCAAGUCACUAUAGAUGCCAUAGAACUGAAUUUCUUAAGGAUCAAGAUUGUGCCUUCUGCAAACGCGAUCAUUGGCAAAUGGAAAGUAGAAAUUGACACAAAAAACAGAGAAUCCGAAGGAGCUGUCAGUUUUACGAUGCAGAAUCCGUUUUACUUGAUUUGCAAUCCAUGGUGCAGAGACGAUAUGGUCUAUUUAGAGGACGAGGCUGAACGCCAGGAGUACGUAAUGGCAGAGGACGGUUUGAUCUGGCGCGGUAGUCACAAUCGGAUGCGGCCCACCGUAUGGAAAUACGCACAAUUCGAAUGUGAUAUUUUAGAUUGUUCCUUGCACCUGAUGAACCAAGUGGGCAAGGUUCGAGUCUCCGGUAGGAAUGAUCCAGUCGUUAUAACUCGCUGCCUAUCCGCCGCGGUGAAUUCUCCGGAUGACAACGGAGCAGUGAUGGGAAAUUGGUCGGACGAUUACGAAGGCGGCACGCCACCCACACGGUGGAUAGGCUCGCAGAAAAUACUUCAGCAAUAUUAUAAAACCAAGAAACCAGUCAAAUAUGGCCAAUGUUGGGUCUUCUCCGGCGUGUUGGCAACAGUCUGCCGUGCUCUCGGUAUACCCUGCCGAGUGGUGACCAACUAUUCCAGCGCGCACGAUACGCAGAGCAGUUUAACCGUUGAUUACUUCGUAGAUGCCGAGGGAAAGGUCAUGGAGGAACUUAACAGCGAUUCCAUAUGGAAUUUCCACGUAUGGAACGAGGUGUGGAUGAAGCGAUUAGAUCUGUCGCUUGAUUGCUCAGGCUGGCAGGCGAUCGACGCAACACCACAGGAAUUAAGUGAAGGCGCGUUCCGUUGCGGGCCAGCGUCUGUGAAUGCUGUGAAGAAGGGAGAGGUUCUGCGACCUUACGACAACGCAUUUCUUUUCGCUGAGGUAAACGCCGAUAAGGUUUAUUGGCGUUACAAUGGACCAACGCAACCCUUGAAAUUGGUUCGUAAGGAUAUGUAUGGCAUCGGCCAACUCAUUAGUACGAAAGCGGUCGGACGGUGGGCGAGGGAGGACAUCACGCAUACUUAUAAGUAUCCGGAAAAGACCAAUGAAGAACGGGCGGCUAUGCUGAAGGCGCUACGUCAAAGUGAAUCUUUGUUCAGUCGUUAUUAUCUCAAUGAAGAGUUCAAUGACAUCACGUUCACUUUCGAAUUGCGCGACGACAUUAUAAUCGGGCAACCAUUCAGCGUCGUAUUACUCAUAAAAAAUCGACACUCGCUAAAAGAAUACCGCGUGUCGGUCAUUCUAAGAGUGGAAACUGUCCUCUACACCGGUCGCGUGGGCGAUCCGGUUAAAAGGUUGAAUGCUGAGAAAUUGGUGCGGCCGGGAGUGAUGGAAGAAAUCCGCAUGGAUGUUUCCUGGGAGGAAUAUGGCCCACGAUUAUUGGAUCAGUGUGCCUUCAAUAUCGCCUGCCUCGCUACCGUGAAGGACACAAAUUUCGAAUACUUCGCGCAGGACGACUUCCGCGUCAGGAAACCCGACAUCAAAAUCAUAUUGGAUAAUGACCCAAUAGUCGGUCAAACUCUCCAUGCGACGGCCAAGUUCCGUAACCCGUUACCGAUUCCUUUGAAGAAGGGCAGAUUCCUUAUCGAGGGACCUGGAUUGAACCAACAAUUGAAAUUAAAGCUAACAGAGCCCGUCGAGGUAGACAAGGAUGUAAAGUGCACGUUCUCCAUGAUACCAAAGAUGGAAGGACGGGCCAGGAUAGUUGCAAAGUUCUAUUCAAGAGAAUUAGAGGAUGUUGACGGCCAUUCGGAUAAUUUCAUUGUGAAACCUGCGAAAAUAGUAGGCAAUUCUGAAUAAUUGCGAUAUUUUCGACGAUAUCUUAGAAAAGAAUUCUCCAGUGCGUUGAUUUUGUACUUUUAUUGUCAAUGUUUAUAUUCGUAUUAAUUGAUAUAACAUUAAUUACCCAGUAACGACGGAUUUCCAAAUUAAUAUAGCGCAAAUAAUAAAUAUAAAUGCAAUUUGAAGGAACAAAUCUAGUAUUAUCCGUGCCAAAAAAUUUGUCUCGAGUCAAUGAAGCAAUCAAAUUGCAAAGACCGCGAGCUGUCCGUUUAUUUGCUCGUAAAGCUUUAAUAAAGCGUAAAGUAAAGAAAUACUAUUGAAACUACCUUUUAUUAUGUUGUUAUACUUUGUACUAAGUUUCCGUGUUCAUAGAAUGUAUUUGUAAAAUCAUGAUAUUUGUA
Messenger RNA from Harpegnathos saltator (Jerdon's jumping ant), 3429 nucleotides. It is a transcript of the gene Tg, whose product is annotated as transglutaminase. Gene Ontology annotation, biological process: peptide cross-linking. The transcript has 10 exons. Gene Ontology annotation, molecular function: protein-glutamine gamma-glutamyltransferase activity. Bases 770 to 3046 code for a protein of 758 amino acids. Lineage: Eukaryota; Metazoa; Arthropoda; Insecta; Hymenoptera; Formicidae. The record is from RefSeq and is a predicted model, not a curated record.